AGCCGCUGGACAUGGCGUCUCGCUUGGUUGCCGGCGAGCGGCUGGUGCGCGCCUUGGGCCCUGGCGGGGAGCUGGAGCCAGAACAGCUGCCCCGGAAGCUGCGGGCAGAACUUGAGACCGCGCUAGGGAAGAAGCCCAAGAGUGGUGAUUUUCCCAGUGGCUCCGCGCGCCUGGUUUCUUUCCGCUUGAUCCGAGAUCUGCAUCAGUACUUGAGAGAGAGGGGUUCCACACUGUACCUUCAUGAACUCCUAGAAGGCAGUGAAAUCUAUCUCCCAGAGGUUGUGAAGCCUCCCCGGAACCCAGAGCUAGUUGCCCGUUUGGAGAAGAUUAAGAUACAGCUGGCCAACGAGGAAUAUAAGCGGAUCACCCACAAUGUCACCUGUCAGGAUUCGAGGCACGGUGGGACUCUUAGUGACCUCGGAAAGCAAGUGAGGUCAGUGAAAGCUCUGGUCAUCACCAUCUUCAACUUUAUUGUCACGGUAGCAGCUGCCUUCGUCUGCACUUACCUUGGAAGCCAAUAUAUCUUCGCAGAAAUGGCCUCAAGGUGCUGGAGGCUGCAGAGUUGGAUGCUGACCUGCAUCCCCUAAGCCUGGUUCUCUCUCUCCCCAGCGGGUCCUGGCUGCAUUGAUCGUGGCCUCUGUGGUGGGUCUGGCCGAGCUGUAUGUCAUGGUGCGGGCGAUGGAAGGCGAAUUGGGAGAGCUUUGAUGGUUCCUCAUCAAAGUGUGGAGUGGAUUUUGGGAGACUCCAGGCUCCCAGCUGCCAGUCACUGACUCUCAGUCAACCUGUCAGGCUCUUCGUCCUCAGCUCCGGUUAGAGGGCCAAGCCAAGGCCACCUGCUGGUCCUGCAGGGGGCGGGGAGGGCAUCCUCUGUCAAUUUCCAGAGGGGCAGUAAAAGAGACUGAGACAACAACUGAAAAGAACUGGUCUUUCAGUACCUUCUCCUGAACCCAGUGCCCAUCUGCCUUCUCCAGUCCAUCUGGGCACUGCUGAGGCUGGGUUUUUCCAUCAGGAGUAAAUAGAAUACAGGCCUUCCAAGGAGCAGACAGUACUGCCUUGAAAUUGCCCAAGUGCAUAAAUUGAUGGUCACCCUUGCUGCAUACAUCCUUGAUACAGACCUGUAAUUUAGAUCAGUAGGCUCCAAGAAAACAAAGGAUUUCCUUUCUCCAGUUUGUGCCAGAAGAGGAACUGAUCACAGGACAUCGAAUAAGAGAAAGGCGGGUUGGUAUGGGAUGGUGAAAUUGGGAGCUAGGCAGCUACCUUUCUGGAAUCUUCAUUUCUGUCUUCAUCUUCUUUCUUCCGCUUGCCUUUUUCACAUUUUCUGUAUGCUUCUGCCCAUCUCUGCCACUCAUCAGCCUUCCUUAAACUUCCCACCUCCCCAUCACCCUUUGCUCUGCCUCCAAAAAUGAAACCAAUUCAGAUGGCAAAACAGUAUGUGUGAUUUUAAUUGAAAAUCUCUUUGUGCUUGUGUGUGUUGGUGGGAAGAGUAUGCCUACCGUGGAUUGUCUCAGCUAAUAAAGGGAGAUGUUCUUUGUAGGUAUGGAUUGUUGUCAGGUUUGACUGUAUAUGUGAACACGAAGAGACAUACAUGUGAAUAUGUACGCAUAACAUGAGUAUGUACACAUAUUGUUAUACGUAAGCCUAAUGGAGGAUUUUUUAUGUAGGUUCAUAAAAUAUUUGUGGGGGGCAGGGUGCUAAAAAUAGUUUGUAAAUGUGCAUAGUUGAGUAACUGCUUUCCGUGGUUGCUUUUGGUCUUCACAACCAUCCUGGAGGUUGGAAGAGAAAAUGGUUUUAGGCCCCUCUUCCCGAAGACAAAGGCUGAGAGAGAUCAGAUGACCAGCUGUGGUCCUUCUUCUGUAAAGGGAGCCAAAGACUGUUAGGUUGUCCUGAAGUCCCUGUGUAAUGUUAAACUUGCAAGAACUUAGAUUAAUGGUAUAGUGAUAAAGUCUGUAUACGUGUACUUAAAAACUAUUAGCGAUAGUUAUUUAUUCAAUAAAUAUUUAUGGUAUCCACUGUA
Molecule: messenger RNA, 2014 nt
Organism: Prionailurus viverrinus (fishing cat)
Lineage: Eukaryota; Metazoa; Chordata; Mammalia; Carnivora; Felidae
Gene: VMA12
Product: transmembrane protein 199
Exons: 6
Coding region: 12-587 (191 amino acids)
Biological process (GO): vacuolar proton-transporting V-type ATPase complex assembly
Cellular component (GO): endomembrane system
Source: RefSeq, a predicted model, not a curated record